UUGGCCCCAGUUCGCCUACAACGACGGUCGGACGUCUGUAACUCAGAGUUGAAGAAAUACCAGGCGAAAAAGAAAAGGCAGGGGUGUGUAUAUGUGUGUGAGAGAGGGGGUAGGCUGCAUUGGGAGCAGCUAUGGGUGAGAUCGAGGGCACCUACCGCUCCUUGCAGACCCCUGCAGGGACACGGCUCGGAGCUCAGUACAACACCGGCAUCAGCACCCUGGAGCCCGGGCAGAGCCUUGGUUCAGCUAUGGGAGCAGGAGGGAAAGGCCAUAACAGGGGCCUGCAGAUCUGCGUCCAGGGCCUGGAUGAUGCUCAGGAGUUCUAUGACCUUGAGUCAAAAGCGGAUGGGCAAAGUUUUUACUCUGAAGUGCUCAGACGGAUCAAUCUCAUUGAGAGCGAUUACUUUGGUCUGGAGUUUCAGAACCUGCAGAUGAACUGGGUUUGGCUGGAGCCCACCAAGCUCAUAGUGAAACAAGUGAGACGGCCGAUGAACACACUCUUUCGGCUGUCAGUGAAGUUCUUUCCUCCAGAUCCUGGUCAGCUUCAGGAGGAGUUUACUAGGUACUUGUUUUCUCUGCAAAUCAAGAGGGAUCUAAUAGAGGGCCGACUGAACUGUACAGAAAACACUGCCGCCCUGCUGGCCUCUCAUUUGGUUCAAUCUGAGAUCGGUGACUACGAUGACAUAGCAGACAGGGAGUUUCUGAAGAUUAAUAAAUUGCUGCCAUAUCAGGAACGUGUACAAGAAAAGAUCAUGGAGAUCCACCGCAGACACAUUGGGCAGACCCCAGCAGAAACAGAUUUUCAGGUUCUGGAGAUCGCUCGUAAACUGGAGAUGUAUGGGGUUCGCUUUCAUCCCGCCGCUGACCGAGAAGGCACCAAGAUCAACCUGGCUGUCGCACACAUGGGCCUGCAGGUCUUUCAGGGCCACACCAAAAUUAACACCUUCAACUGGUCUAAAAUUCGGAAGCUGAGCUUCAAGAGGAAACAAUUUUUAAUUAAAUUGCACCCAGAAGUUCAUGGUCUUCAUCAGGAUACGCUGGAAUUUCUAUUGGGCAGUCGAGAUCAGUGUAAGAUCUUCUGGAAGAACUGUGUGGAGCAUCACUCGUUUUUCCGUCUGUUAGAUCAGCCUCAGCCCAAAUCCAAAGCCAUCUUCUUCAGCAGAGGAUCCUCCUUCAGAUACAGUGGGAGGACACAGAAGCAGCUUGUUGAGUACGUGAGGGACAGCGGGUUGAGAAGAACUCCUUACCAGAGGAGGAACAGUAAGAUUCGCAUGUCGACACGUUCCUUGGCUUCUGAUGUGCCAAAACAGAAUCUGUGUUUUAACGACAGUCUAAGGUCUCCAGUACCUCCUUCCUCUGUCACCGCCUCCUUCCACUCCCUGCAUGCCCCCAGCUCACCCAUGCGGAUGGAGACCCCGAACCAGCCUGUGCAUCUCCAGCAGACGCUGCAAUCCGCCAGAGCCCCCAGCCCAAUGCUGCAGGACUCCAUCAAGACCAACUCCGAAUUCACCUACGCCUUCCCAGACUCUACCACUGACAGCCCUCAGCCCUCUCCCCUCAACACCAAGGGUCCUCUGUGCCUGUCGCCCUCUUUCCAGAUGUCCACUCUCAGUCUUCCCGGCCAGGCACCUUCACCCCUGCAGAGCCCCAUCUUGAAUGAGGUGGGCACUGCCAGACUAGAGGAAGACGAAGAGGGCAGCAGGAAGAGAUAUCCCACCGACAAAGCCUACUUCAUUGCUAAAGAGAUUCUGACAACAGAGCGGACUUACCUGAAGGAUCUGGAGGUCAUCACAGUGUGGUUCCGCAGUGCAGUGAUUAAAGAAAACGCAAUGCCUGAGGGUCUCAUGACCCUCCUGUUCUCCAACAUUGACCCCAUCUAUGAGUUCCACAGAGGCUUUCUCAAAGAGAUUGACCAAAGGCUGGCUCUCUGGGAGGGGCGCUCUAACGCUCAUGUAAAAGGAGAUUACCAACGAAUUGGAGAUGUUAUGCUGCGCAACAUGUGUGCUCUGAAGGAGUUCACAGGCUAUCUGCAGAAGCAUGAUGAGGUGUUAACAGAGCUUGAGAAAGCCACAAAGCGUGUGAAGAAGUUGGAGACUGUGUAUAAGGAGUUUGAGCUGCAGAAGGUGUGCUACCUGCCCCUCAACACCUUCCUGCUGAAGCCCAUCCAGAGACUCAUGCACUACAAACUCAUCCUGGAGCGUCUGUGUAAGCAUUACGCCCCCCCGCACAGAGACUACGAUGACUGCAAAGAGGCUCUGAAAGAAGUUGCAGAGAUUGCUGCUCAGCUGCAGAGCAGUCUGAUUCGACUGGAGAACUUUCAGAAGCUGACAGAACUUCAGAGGGAUCUGAUUGGCAUUGAGAACCUUUCAGCUCCGGGAAGAGAAUUUAUCAGGGAAGGUUGUCUCUACAAGCUCACCAAAAAGGGUCUGCAGCAGAGGAUGUUUUUUCUUUUUUCAGACAUGCUGUUGUACACAAGCAAAGGGGUGACUGCAACCAAUCAGUUCAAAGUUCAUGGACAGCUUCCUCUGCAUGGGAUGAUUGUGGAGGAGAGUGAGAAUGAGUGGUCUGUUCCUCACUGUUUCACCAUAUAUUCUGCUCAGAGGACCAUUGUGGUGGCAGCUAGCUCCAAAGUAGAGAUGAACAAAUGGAUUGAAGAUCUGAACAUGGCUAUUGACAUGUCAAAGAAAUGUCAGGCGAAAUCAGAUCUUCUGUUGGACCAAAGCCCGUGUGAUCGCUCCAACAGAUCAUCAGAUGAAGUGUCUCUGGAGCAGGAGUCAGAGGAUGACAUGAACUCUUCCCGCUGCUCUCUGGACAAGCAGAGCCACCACAGGGCCAACACCACCAUGCAUGUGUGCUGGCACCGCAACACCAGCGUCUCUAUGUCUGACCACAGCCUAGCCGUGGAGAACCAGCUGUCUGGUUACCUCCUGAGGAAGUUCAAGAACAGCAACGGCUGGCAGAAACUCUGGGUCGUCUUCACCAACUUCUGCCUGUUCUUCUAUAAGACACACCAGGAUGACUUCCCCCUGGCCAGUCUGCCGUUGCUAGGUUACACAGUCAGCACCCCAGGGGAUUCGGAUAGCAUCCAUAAGGAGUACGUCUUCAAGCUGCAGUUCAAAUCCCAUGUUUACUUCUUCAGGGCAGAGAGCGAGUAUACAUUUGAAAGAUGGAUGGAGGUGAUCAAAAGUGCAGCGAGCUCCGCGGGACGCAUGAGUCUGCUUGUACCCAAAGGCCCAGCAGAGAUGAACGGGGGAAGCUGAGUGUGUCAGACUGAUCUCCUGGAGCUGAGGGCUGGGCCCACUGUCUGCCAGGACCAAACACACCAUCAUCACUUUAUCCUUUCUGAUUUGUGGCUCUGAGAAGCAUCAUCAUAAUAACUUGAUUCUCGACUCUGGACUGUUAGCUCUCUGCCUGCUGGGAGUUUGAGCUGCUUAUUGAAACCUCGGACCGAAGAAUUUGGUCGGAAAGUAAGCACUCUGUAAUUCUCUUCUCUAAAUCUUUUCUUCUUGUUUUCUCGCUAAUGAAACAUAAAGUGGGCUUGCUUUUCUAGAACCACAUUAAACUGAAAGAAUUCUUAGAGAAAUACAUUAGACUGAAUUAAGUUAUGUUUGUGUUUAUCUUGCUAAGGUAACACUUAUUGCUGUAUUCGGGUUUUAAGGUCUUUGCUAAGAUGAAUCUGUCAUUAGGAUGAUAUUUAAUGACUCUUGUUACUCCAGUUUUUUCAGUAGAAAUCUAGUCCCACGGGACUACAAAAAUGCUUUCUAUUAUUUGUCCUGGGACAUCAUGACUGAGUACUACUGAAUAAAGAGUGUUGACAAACAGAGGGUUUGUAUUAAGUCCAGCUGGUGCAGUAAGUGAGAUGAAGGACUAGCGCUGUAAAAUGUGUCUUGCUGAUUUCGAAACAGUGUUACGUUGGUCAGAGAGCACGUUUACAGGGCCACAGCUCAGAAACUGGAGUUCUAUGAUCGAGCACCUUCGCACUUUUAAAGGGCUGAAGGUGAGCUGUUGGUACAGGAAGGAAUCCGAGAGGAAUAGAAAUGUUAUUUUGAAGAUGAGGCAGCUGAAUUGGCUUGUACAUUAUGUGCUGUCCUCUUCCAGCGUAGGUUAAAGCAUGUCUUGAAGGUCAUUAUUAAGCGACUGUUACUAUUUAGGGGAUUUUUAAGGUCUGAUCCGUUGAUUUUUGAUCUCACAGCAUGAAAACUAAUCGGAUAUUUAUUUUAAAGUGAAGACUGACCAAAAAAUAUUGACUAACCAAACUAAAUGUAAUGUUUUAAAUGAUGUAUUCACAGAUGUCACUAGUUUAGAUUUUUGGGAUACUUGACAGAUAAUAAGCUCAAGUCUAAACUAACCCCCUUAUGGGGGAAGAAGUUCAUCCACAGUGUAAUACUGCACUUUUCUUUCAGUUUCUGCCCUCUACACACAGGGAAGAGGAAAUGGUUCUGGUGAAGUUCCAGUUUUGUCAAAGUUGAAGUUAAAACAACAAUGCAAGAUGUUCUCGAUCGGCCACUAAAUCCUAAAAUUUAAACUGGGAUCAACGGCCUAAAACUGCCUGUUCCCCUUUUAUUAUAUUGUAUUUGUGAAUUUAAAAAAAAAGCAUAUUAAUAAUUAAUUUACAAGUUCUUUCCCUAUGAUCUAUUGAUAAACAAAAAAUUUUUCCUUUUCUUUUUUACUACCAAUAUUUUUUGCGAGGCAUAUCACACACAUAUAUGUGAUGCGGUCUCGUUUUGUUGGAAGGCCAGUUGAGUUAUUUGUUGUUUUAGUAGCAUGAUGAAGUUCCACAGCAUGUGUGACAGUGUUAUGUUUACUUAUCGGCUUCACUUUAUGAAGACAGGUCUGUACGACAUCUGAUUUGAGAGGUUUAUUUAGCCUCUUUUUGGAUUAUUAGUUGUAUUUAUAAGGCUUUUGGCUUUGUCCGUUCAACAUGCUCUACAGGGUCCAACCAAAGACCUGAAGAAGUCUUGCAUGAGCCUGAAAAGGUUGGCCAAAGUUAGUCGGCCACACAUUAAGCAGUGUUGCUUUGUGUACUCAUAACAAUAUACUGUAAGCAGCUAUCAUCUCGACAUGAGCUCAGCUAGUCUGAUGUGUUUCAAAUCCCUCUUAAUUCACUAAUGCACUAUGUGGGCUCAUGGUCUCCACCCUUUUUUGUACAUUUUAUGCAAGAACUGGAAUCAUUUUCUUCCUCAUUGCAGUAUCUGGCAAUAGGGAGGGUUGGAUGAACGGUUGUUUUCCAUCCCGGAUUGCUAAGCACGAGAGAAGGGAGUUUACUCAAAGACCUCAGUUUCCUGUCUCAUUCCGAGAGGCACUAAACUGAGUUUUGAUGAAAUCGCUUCUCUCCAGCUUUUACUAUUUAUUUUGUGUAGCAUGUUGCUGAGGCGUUGCUCCUGUACACACCGCAUGUGGUAAGUUUCAUGUUAUGACAUUGAAGGGCUAUCAAAUAAAACUGAA
Molecule: messenger RNA, 5445 nt
Organism: Sinocyclocheilus grahami
Lineage: Eukaryota; Metazoa; Chordata; Actinopteri; Cypriniformes; Cyprinidae
Product: FERM, RhoGEF and pleckstrin domain-containing protein 2
Exons: 27
Coding region: 132-3260 (1042 amino acids)
Cellular component (GO): cytoskeleton
Molecular function (GO): cytoskeletal protein binding; guanyl-nucleotide exchange factor activity
Source: RefSeq, a predicted model, not a curated record